Molecule: messenger RNA, 2738 nt
Organism: Frieseomelitta varia
Lineage: Eukaryota; Metazoa; Arthropoda; Insecta; Hymenoptera; Apidae
Gene: Vlet
Product: COMM domain-containing protein 10
Exons: 4
Coding region: 241-834 (197 amino acids)
Source: RefSeq, a predicted model, not a curated record
GAACAAAUUUUAAUCAAUGUUAGAAUUGUCAAGUGCAGAGUCAAAUAUUGAUAUACUCAUCUAAAUAUAUGCAUAAUUCGUGAUAUAAAAAUGCAACACUCAACUAAUUGAUAUUUUUGAACAUUUUAGUGCUACUUAAUUAAAUUGACGUUAAAGAUAUGAUAUUAAAUCAUGUUGAUUGAUUUUUUCAAUUUUUUUAUACUCAAAUUAGUUGUAUAACCUAUAAAUGUGUCAAGUAACAUGGCUUCGUGGAUUACGGUGACACCGCGACUUGAACGAGGUUUGAAAAUAACAAAUCAAGUAGAUAACAGUAAAUUCCGUUUAUUAAUAAAUCGCAUUUGUCAGACACUUCAAUUGAGUGUUAAUACAAGAAUAUUCAGUGAAGAAGAAGAGGAGAAACUAUUGGUGUCCUUGGAUGUGAAUAAGGAUGAUUUAGUUUGUCUUUUAGAUACGAUAAUAUUAAUUUAUAAGCAAGCUACGUGCAACAUUAUAAAACCACAGUUAAUGGAAAGUACCUUGAAGGACACUUUUAAGAUAAAUGAUGAGAAAGUCCAAAUAUUUUUAAAUGCAUGGAUUACAUAUGGUAAAGGGAUAAUUGAUCAUUUUAGACAGAUAUCUAUAUUUCCUGUUCAGGUUAAAGACAUUGAUUGGUGUUUAAAUAUUCAAGCUGCAUCUUCUUCCAUUAAAAAAGAUGUGCGACCAAUGUCGUUAUUGCAGUUAAAUUUGACAGGAGAAGAAGAAUCUAAAUUAACAGUGGAGUUUGAUAAGAAAGAACUCAUAGAUCUAUAUAAUAAUCUAGAAAAAAUACAAUCCCAAUUAGAUGCUUUCAAAUAGUGUACACAAUUAUGUGAUGGCUGAUCGAGCGACGGUAACGAUAAUGUCACAUUAUCGGAAACAAAGGUGAACAUCUCAAACGGGACGCUUAACAGUAAGAAUUGUCUACUUAGAGUUAAUUUUAGCAUGUAAUUUAAUAUAAUGAGUAUGUAGAAAGUGCGUAUCGUAUAAUAAAAAAAAAAUUUUAUUAUGUAAUCUUCGUAAUGUCAUCGGUACGUUGACUUCUUGUUUAGCAACACGUUGACCACAGAUUAGCCAACUGAUUUGUUAACGGUUCCGUGAUGAGUCUAAUCGUUAUUAACUGGGGUCUUCUAAACGACCUAUUUCGCUUAACAAAUAAAUAUUCUUAGCCUUAAACAUUAGAAUUCCUAUGAGUAGUCUUUUUAAAUAGUUACUAGCUAACGCGUCUCAGAUCUAAAGUUACGCGUGAGGACGAACGAAGAGCACGAACGCUUUUUCCCUGGUUACUCUUUUGCAGCAGAGCAAUUUGUGGAAUUGUUCUGCUGUUCGUCAAAACGUCUUGAAUUAAUCGGCAUCGCUUUGAAAAAACUUUCGAAUCCACCGUCUUGUUAAAGAAGUAAAAAAAGAAAGGAGAAAGAAAAGGAGACGGAUUAUAAGUCGGCGAACUUCGAUGGCGAUCAUUUUUUCAAAGCUCGAGCACUUUCCCUGUCAAUAGCGACUUUCGACAAUAAAUAAUACGACGAAUGAUAAUAAAUGUGCCAGAGUGCUCGCAAAAAGGCUUACACACACAAUACGGUUUCGUGUACCUACUAACGCGGCUACUAACUAUGCUAAAUGCGAAAUCAUUUGAGCGUAGACCUGCCGUUGAGCAUAUAAAUAAGAAAGGGUGAAUGACAUUGAGUGAUAGAUGUUAUUUAACGAGUGAGCUGAGCUUCUUAAGCGUGCCAUCGACGAGGAUAAAAAAAAGACAUUACGCUUGAAAUGUAGUUUAGUGAGCACAGAGAGAUGCAUGAUGGCGUGCUUGACAAAUAAGAUAAAGAAUUUAAUGAUUACGGAUGAAAUAAUUAUUAUUGAUGGAACACAAUCUCGCUGGAUAUUUACCAUUUAACGUUCAUUUUAAUGGUACAUGUAUGAGAAAACCGGACGGCAUAAUUAAUUGCUCAUUAAUUGCCAGGUUUCGACUAGCUAGGCAUAACGAUCUAAUAAAUCCUCGUGGAGGUUUAUCAAGAAAUUGCAAGGGAAACAAUGGAGCAAGACAACGAUAAAUUAAGAUGAUCUAACACUAAUCGAUGCAAAUGCAGUAUAUACGGUAACAGUACGCUAGGUAACGACUAAGGAAUCUUAUUGUUGCAAACAUAACAAUGGAUUCCUUAGAAAAAAUUGAGGAAAAAAUGCUAAAUCGGACAUGAUAAAUCUCAUUUAAACAAAAAUUGCAAACUGAAACGGACAUACUUUUUUUUUAUACAUAUGUCUACCUCUUUUAUAAUAUAUAUGUGACUGAUGACUCAUUCAUGUCGUCACAGAGAGGUUGACAUCAGUAUGAAACAUCAUAUAGAUUCCAUCACCAACACGAUGCCUUCACCCACAACAGUCUUCGAAGAACUUAGACGCGAUCAAUUUCUCGUCUAUAGUACCACAAUUGACGAUCGAUUAUUAUUUUUGUUCUUGUUACGAAUUAUUCCUUUGAUCAUAUCCGCGCGGUCUUCAAUUAUAUUCUAAGACUUUCUGACAUGUAGUCCAACAAUGCGAUCGAUUUUUCUCAAUGUUUUAAAAGCUAGUUAUUAUUUUUUCUAUGUGUUUCCUCAGUGACGUUCUUCCAAACGAUUCUUCAUAUCGAUCACAAAUGCUAAUGUUUGUUACACGAUACAUCAUGUAUAUAUUGCAGGGGAUGAGUCACUUAACAUUAAAAUAUCCGAAUGAAGCCGGAGAAAUAAUAUUGAAGU